AUGUUUUGCUUGCUAUCCGCCAGUGACAUUGAUCUCACCUACAAUGGAAACAAAGGCCCUCUUACCUCUCAAUGUUCUAAUGUCAAGCCCACCAUUACUCGUGUGACGAAAGCCCUUGCUUGUGAAACAGAUGAUGCUCCUGUGCCAACCUGCAUUUCAAACCUAGAUGGAGGACUUGCUCAAAUGGCUAUAGAAGUGGAAGACCGUGCACAACGGUCAGCAAUCACAAGAGUGAAUGCUGAUGAUGUUAGAGUUACUGUGGCUGCACCUGCAGCUCGGGGAGAAGCAAACAAUGAACUCUUGGAGUUCAUGGGCAAAGUGUUGGGUCUGAGACUAAGCCAGAUGACUCUUCAGAGAGGGUGGAAUAAUAAAUCGAAACUCCUUGUGGUGGAGGAUUUGUCUGCUAGGCAAGUAUAUGAGAAACUUCUGGAGGCUGUUCAACCUUGAGGUUGUACAAUUUACAUGUCAAUUGUAAUGAAAGAUAAGAUCCAUUCAACUUGUACGUUUACCCUGGACAUCCUGGACUUCAAAUUAUUCUUCUGUUAGUUGUAAUUGUUGUAAUGCAAUGUUGCAAUGUCAAAAAUUCAAUUGUACAACCUGAGUCUAUUUGAUGAUAA
Messenger RNA from Prunus persica (peach), 617 nucleotides. RefSeq names its product UPF0235 protein At5g63440. Bases 1 to 447 code for a protein of 148 amino acids. Lineage: Eukaryota; Viridiplantae; Streptophyta; Magnoliopsida; Rosales; Rosaceae. The record is from RefSeq and is a predicted model, not a curated record. The transcript is spliced from 5 exons.